GGGAAUGGACUUGAAAAGAAGGGCUCUGGAGCGGCUGCACCAGUCUCUGACAGGAUCCCCUUCGGAUUUGUGAGGGGAGCUCCGCUUCUUCCUUCUCCGUCCUCGCUGUUGAGGCCCUCUCAGUCCUCUUCAAGGCUGCUUCUUUGGAACCUCAGUCCAUAUUUGGUUUCUUCAAACAUUUGUUCAGUGAGAGAUUUUAAAAUGUCAUCCAAACAAGAAAUAAUGAGUGACCAGCGGUUUAGACGAGUUUCAAAGGAUCCCAGAUUUUGGGAAAUGCCAGAAAAGGAUCGAAAAGUCAAAAUUGACAAGAGAUUUCGAGCCAUGUUUCAUGACAAAAAGUUUAAAUUGAACUAUGCUGUUGAUAAAAGAGGGCGCCCCAUCAACCAUAGUACUACAGAGGACUUGAAACGUUUCUAUGACCUUUCAGAUUCUGAUUCCGACCUCUCUGAUGAAGAUAACAAAGCACUGAACCAAAAGAAAAUGAAGAAAAAAACCCAGACCAAAAAUGAAAUAAAGUCCAAAAAUUUGACUGAGAAGAAAAAAAAAGAAACUGAAAAAGUUAGUCAAAAGGAUUCUGAAAAUAAAAAUAAUGUAGAUAAUUCUGAAAGAAUUCAGCAAAAGAAAAACAUAUGUAGAUUUAAGAAGACAGAUUUAGAAAUAAGUCCCAAAAAAGAUAGUGAAGAAUUUACACAUAAAAGUACACAAGUGAAAAAAAACAUUGAGUUUAGUGCAGACUCUUUUCCCAAAGGAAAACUAAGGACAGUAGGCUCAAGCACCUCUGAAAUUGGGAAAUCUACCAAAAUCAUUUGUCCGAAGACAAAAAGAGAAAAACAAUCAGUUCCAUUCAUAGUGGCAAGUGACACGAAUGGUAAAAUGUUUGACAAAGACACUCUGGAGGAAGAUUCAGACAGUGUUAGUGAAAUAGGAAGUGAUGAGGAAUCUGAAGAUGAAAUCACAGGUGGUAGUGGCUCUUCAGCUGAUGAUAAUGGAAAUGAAGAUGAUCAAAAGGAAGAUGAAGAUAGUGAAGAGGAUACUGAAAGUGACAGUGGCCCUGAUCUUGCAAGGGGUAAAGGAAAUGUAGAAACUAGUUCUGAAGAUGAUGAUGAUUUGGCAGAUUUAUUUCCAGAAGAGCCUGGUUUUGAGCAUGCUUGGAGAGAAUUAGAUAAAGAUGCUCCUCGGGCUGAUGAGAUUACACAUCGGUUAGCGGUUUGCAACAUGGACUGGGAUAGAUUAAAGGCAAAAGAUUUGCUGGCUCUGUUUAAUUCUUUUAAACCCAAAGGAGGUGUUAUAUUUUCUGUAAAGAUAUAUCCUUCAGAGUUUGGAAAAGAAAGGAUGAAAGAAGAACAAGUUCAAGGACCAGUAGAGUUACUAAGUAUUCCUGAAGAUGCCCCUGAAAAAGACUGGACCUCUAGAGAAAAAUUAAGGGAUUAUCAGUUCAAACGACUGAAGUACUAUUAUGCAGUAGUAGAUUGUGAUUCUCCUGAAACUGCAAGUAAAAUUUAUGAGGAUUGUGAUGGCCUGGAAUUUGAAAGUAGCUGUUCUUUCAUAGAUCUAAGGUUUAUACCAGAUGAUAUUACUUUUGAUGAUGAGCCUAAGGAUGUAGCCUCAGAAGUGGAUUUAACAGCAUAUAAACCAAAGUAUUUCACAUCUGCUGCAAUGGGAACAUCAACGGUGGAGAUAACUUGGGAUGAGACUGAUCAUGAAAGGAUCACAACACUCAACAGAAAAUUUAAAAAGGAAGAGCUUUUGGACAUGGAUUUUCAAGCCUAUUUAGCUUCCUCUAGUGAAGAUGAGGAUGAGUUAGAGGAGGAGAUACAAGGUGAUGAUGGAGUCAAUGUGGAAGAUGGAAAAACUCAGAAGAAAACUCAGAAGGAUGAUGAAGAACAAAUUGCUAAAUAUAGACAGCUCUUACAAGUUAUUCAAGAAAAAGAAAAGAAAGGCAAAGAAAAUGAUAUGGAAAUGGAGAUUAAGUGGGUUCCAGGCCUUAAAGAAAGUGCAGAAGAAAUGGUCAAAAACAAAUUGGAAGGAAAGGAUAAACUGACCCCUUGGGAACAAUUUUUAGAGAAGAAGAAAGAGAAGAAAAGACUGAAAAAGAAACAGAAGACUCUUGCUGGAGAAACCAGUGAUGAUGAACUUCCCCCUGAUGUUGAUUUGAAUGACCCGUACUUUGCUGAAGAAGUUAAAAGAUUAGGUAUAAAGAAAAAAUCAGUGAAAUCUGCAAAAGAUGGUACAUCUCUGGAGGAAGAAACUGAAAUAGAAAGACAAAAGGCUGAAAUGGCUUUGCUCAUGAUGGAUGAGGAGGAGGACAGCAAGAAACACUUCAAUUAUAACAAGAUUGUGGAGCACCAGAAUCUGAGCAAAAAGAAGAAAAAGCAACUUAUGAAAAAGAAGGAAUUAGUAGAAGAUGACUUUGAGGUAAAUGUUAGUGAUGCACGGUUUCAGGCAAUGUAUACUUCCCAUUUGUUCAAUUUGGAUCCUUCAGACCCUAACUUCAAGAAAACAAAAGCUAUGGAAAAAAUUCUUGAGGAGAAAGCCCGGCAAAGAGAACAAAAAGAAGAACUCACUCAGGCUUUAAUAAAGAGAAAAGAGAGUGAGUUUGAAAAGACAUCACAAAAGAAGUCUAUUGAUCCUGCCUUAUCAAUGCUGGUUAAAUCUGUAAAAAACAAAACAGAACAGUUUCAAGCAAGAAAAAAACAAAAAGUCAAAUGA
Molecule: messenger RNA, 2709 nt
Organism: Ictidomys tridecemlineatus (thirteen-lined ground squirrel)
Lineage: Eukaryota; Metazoa; Chordata; Mammalia; Rodentia; Sciuridae
Gene: Esf1
Product: ESF1 nucleolar pre-rRNA processing protein
Biological process (GO): rRNA processing
Cellular component (GO): nucleus
Molecular function (GO): RNA binding
Source: RefSeq, a predicted model, not a curated record